Molecule: messenger RNA, 893 nt
Organism: Bradysia coprophila
Lineage: Eukaryota; Metazoa; Arthropoda; Insecta; Diptera; Sciaridae
Product: gamma-glutamylcyclotransferase-like
Molecular function (GO): gamma-glutamylcyclotransferase activity
Source: RefSeq, a predicted model, not a curated record
CCGGCAAUAAGUCGUCUGAGUAAUUUAAGUGUAGUGUGGAGUGUGUAUCACUUUUAAACUAAUCUUUCAAUAUGACUUUCCUGAGAUGGUUGAUAUUACUUGUGAGUGGCCUAGUUGCCAUCUCAACUAUUGCUGAUUCGGCUGUAAUUACAUUGGAUAACUCAAUUCCAUCUUUAAAUGGCACGUUCAUGUAUUUUGCUUACGGAAGCAACCUGCUCUCGAAUCGAAUUCAUUAUCAGAAUCCUACGGCUGAGCGCAGAACUACCGGAAGAUUGGAGAACUACAGAUUGGACUUUAACGUACAGUCGCGAAAUUGGAAUGGAGCUGGGGCAACAAUAGUUGAAGAUGAUGAUUACCAUGUCUAUGGCGCGAUCUGGGAAAUUGACAUAUCUAAUCUGGAUGAAUUGGAUCGACAAGAAGGUGUCGAUCAGAAUUUGUACAGACCUUUAACGAAGAGCAUUAUAACGCCCACCGGUGGGCAGAUUGAUUGUCGCGUAUAUCAGCAAAUCAAGUACCCCGACGUAUUUUACGAAUUGGAAGACCUACCAGUUGAUCGGCAACCGAGUCGAAGCUAUUUGAAUUGCAUUUUGAAGGGGGCAUACGAAAGUCAGCUGCCAAUUGAAUACAUCUACGAUUUAUGGAAAAUACCACACAACAAUCAGGACGCAAACAAUUUAAGCUUUAGACAGUUGUGUGAUUGAACACCAUGAGUGGACGGAGGAUUUUAGUUUAUCUGGAAACAAACACAACAUUGAAUCGGCUAUAAUAAUGUUGAAGGAAUCAAGAGAAAAAGAUUCAGAAUUCAUUGAAAUGAGAAGGCCAAUGGAACGGAACACUUUGGACGUGCGGAGACUAUGAAGAACUAUCAUUGCCACGAUUUAACAAUAAAAGAA